This is a messenger RNA of Brassicogethes aeneus, 1403 nucleotides long. Lineage: Eukaryota; Metazoa; Arthropoda; Insecta; Coleoptera; Nitidulidae. The record is from the annotation of a GenBank genome assembly.
UAUGUUAAUAAAUUUGCUAAUGGUGUGUUAACGUUAAUGCAAAUUUUAUGUUUUUAAAUAAAAUAAAUAAAUAGGUACGCUAUUGAAAAUUUGUUAAUUGAUUUCUAUGUAUUGGUUGUAUUUAAUGACUUUAAUUAUUUCAACCACUUCCACUUCUAAUUUUUUUGUUCAUGUUGUAAGUAUAUAAAGCGAAUUCAAAAAAGAAACAAUACAAUUAUGUAAGGUUCAUUAGUUUAUUUACAAGCAAAUUAGUGAUAUGGCACCAAAUUUAGCAGACUUGGUGCUAUCCAACUCGGAGGAUCCGAUGAAACCAGUAGAGUACAAAGUAAGACCUGUGGACCCACCCAAACCUAAAAUUAUAAAAGGCCAACCUAGCCAGCCUCAGUACCAAUGGAAAAUAGUAUGGAGAAAUGUUAUUUUAUUCCUGUAUUUGCAUCCCUUUGCAAUAUACGGGUUGUAUUUAUUGGUUACAGCGUGUAAAAUUAAAACAAUAUAUUGGGUUCUAGCUCUAGUAUUUCUCGCUGGACAGGGUAUUACUUCGGGAGCACAUAGAUUAUGGUCUCACAGAGCAUACAAAGCGCGUCUACCUUUACGAAUAUUUCUUUGUAUUCUGCAAACCAUGUCUGUUCAAACCCCCAUAUACGAUUGGGCGAGAGACCACAGGGUGCACCACAAGUUUACCGACACAGACGCUGACCCACAUAACGCCAAAAGGGGAUUCUUUUUCUCCCACAUGGGCUGGUUGAUGAUAAAAAAGCACAAGGAUGUUUCCACGAAAGGAAAAACUAUCGACUUGAGCGAUUUGGAGGCAGACCCAGUCGUUAUGUUCCAAAAAAAGUAUUACUUGAUUUUGAUGCCCUUUGCCUUUCUGAUACCAGCACUAGUCCCAUGGUAUUUCUGGGGCGAAACGUUGUGGAAUUCAUGGCACACUGCAGGAAUUUUGCGCUAUACUUAUUCAUUAAAUGGAACAUGGUUGGUGAAUAGUGCCGCUCACAUUUGGGGAAUGAGACCUUACGAUAAGAGCAUAAAACCGACUGAAAACUAUCUCGUAGCAUUUAUCGCUUUUGGAGAAGGUUGGCACAAUUACCACCACGCUUUUCCUUGGGACUACAAAACGGCCGAGCUAGGAAACUACAGACUCAACUGGUCCACAGGCUUCAUAGAUCUAAUGGCUAAAAUAGGAUGGGCUUACGACCUAAAAACGGCUUCCCUCGAUAUCGUAAAGAAAAGAAUCAAGAGGACUGGAGAUGGGAUGAUUCAAGUUAAAGAAGAUAUUGAUACGCUUGGGCGUGAGCAUGAGGAUUGUAUAUGGGGAUGGGGUGAUGAAGAUAUGAAGGAAGAAGAUAAGGAGGAUCUUAGGGUUUUCAAUAAGUUAAACACUGAAUAAAUUUUUUUGGAAAAAC